Molecule: messenger RNA, 1109 nt
Organism: Amblyraja radiata (thorny skate)
Lineage: Eukaryota; Metazoa; Chordata; Chondrichthyes; Rajiformes; Rajidae
Gene: tcf21
Product: transcription factor 21
Exons: 2
Coding region: 23-712 (229 amino acids)
Biological process (GO): developmental process; regulation of transcription by RNA polymerase II
Molecular function (GO): RNA polymerase II transcription regulatory region sequence-specific DNA binding; DNA-binding transcription factor activity, RNA polymerase II-specific; protein dimerization activity
Source: RefSeq, a predicted model, not a curated record
CGAGAAGCGAGAUAAAUUGUGGAUGUCGCAUCCAGAUCGCAGGGUCUUCAAUCAAACUGAGUUAAGGAAUUCAUCCCAGCUGAAGAGCGCCACAUUCCUAACUUCCUCGCUGCCUUCUCGGUCAUUAAGUCUCAAUUUGCAGGAGAUCGCGCCGAUAACCAUGUCCACUGGGUCCGUUAGCGAUGCAGAAGACCUCCAGGAAAUGGACGGGCUGGGCACGGAGGAGGAAUACGACGCUUUAAAGAGGAAAUCCAGCAAGGAGUUCUGCACUUCCAACGACAGCAACGAAGACAGCUCCAACACCGAACACGAGUCGCCCAAAAAGGCCAGGGGAGCUUCGGGAAAGAGACGCAAGGCGAGCUCCAACAAGCCCCCUCUGAAUGGAGUGACUCAGGAAGGGAAGCAGGUUCAACGUAACGCAGCUAACGCCAGGGAGAGGGCCAGAAUGAGGGUACUCAGCAAAGCCUUCUCCCGCCUCAAAACCACCCUGCCCUGGGUCCCGCCAGACACCAAACUGUCCAAACUCGACACCCUGCGGCUGGCGUCCAGCUACAUCGCACACCUGAGACAGAUCCUAGCCAAUGACAAGUACGAGAACGGCUACAUUCACCCAGUCAACCUGACCUGGCCGUUUAUGGUCGCGGGAAAGCCGGAGAGUGAGCUCAAAGAGAUUGCGAAUGCUGGUCGCCUGUGCGAGACUACAGCCUCAUGACUAAAAUACAUAUAAAGGAACAGUUCGCAUAAUUUCGGAGGAAAAUCCAAAAGCCACAGAGAAAGUAACUGAGGAAGGAACCGUGGACACAUUUCUGCAGCCCGGCACCACCACUGACUGGCCAGUGUUCCUCCACUCAGCGCGUCGAUAUCGUCCCAUUACUUUGCUGGUCAGAGUACGAAAGGGAUCUUUUACGUCUUCAUUAAUAACAGUGAUCAGACUUUAAUAUUGUCCCGAAAGACAUUAUAGGUACGUUAAAUUUCAGAGCUGACUUUGAUAGUCACAUGCUGUGUAAGGAAGCAUAACAUAAAAUAUAUGUAUAUAUAUAUAUAUUUUCUUUAUCCGCAGGUCUUUGGAAAUGUUGUAAAUAAAAAGUUUGCUUUUAUAUUUAAACCGC